ACAUUCCAUACUCUUGUCGUAAAGUUACAUAUCCUACUCACAUUACUAUGGACCAUUUUGUAAACAGCAUCGAAUCGAAGUAUAUCUGCAGACGAUUUGAUAUACAAAUGUCAGGAUCAACCAUACGAUUUCUUUUCUUUUAUGCUAAUGCUACUAGCGCUGGGGAUUUCAUGCCCGGUGAUAAGCUAAGGGAGGGGUUCUAUCAGACUCUUGCUCUCUCUGCCCCUGGCUCACCAGUGAUCAUAGACAGACUCGAAGCGGCGGAAUGGAGAUCGUUGUCGACAAGGGCCAUCUGAGCAUGCCUGGUUACCAUGAGUCGUUGCCAUUGGUGCAUUUCAGCAAGAUGCAGUCCUCUAGGUUCAACCCUGCCACAUGGCCUGAUAAUCUAGUUCCUGUUGAACCGGUUCCUUCUCCCAACAAGGCUACUGGAAAGAUUAAACUGCUGCAUGUUCACGUUGUGCGGUUAAAAGACAACAGUGAGAUAUCUAUUUCAAUUAAUCUCAGCCAUAGUGCUGCAGAUUCUAUCACUUUUAUGACAUUCCUCAACUGCUGGGCGGAUGAGAUGUGUGCACUAGUAGCUGGUGUAUCUGUAGCAGAAGUAACCUAUUGCUUUGGUGCCGAUGUCAUCAAGCAACACCUGCUAAGCGAGCGCGCACCCCUCAGUGAUGUUGUAGGUCUAGAGCACACGGUGGGUGGUGUAGGGCAAGAGGAAAAGGAAAUAAGAAACGAGUAACAAAAAAUACCUUUUAUAUAAAUAUGCGUGUAAUUUUCGUUUAUAGUCGGAACAGAUAUGCGAAUAGUAAUGAAUUGGUCCAAGAAUAUGCUAGCAGCGUGAGCAAGAUAUCAAUAGAAAGCGACAAAGUCAAGUAAUAUAUUGAUGUAAAGAAAGCUAAAGAGAAGUAGGAAGGGA
Messenger RNA from Linderina pennispora, 910 nucleotides. RefSeq lists its product as uncharacterized. The transcript has a single exon. The coding region runs from base 266 to 733 and encodes 155 amino acids. The record is from RefSeq and is a predicted model, not a curated record. NCBI's taxonomy places the organism in Eukaryota, Fungi, Kickxellomycota, Kickxellomycetes, Kickxellales, Kickxellaceae.